GUCCCACGCGCGUGUACCGCAUCUAGACUUUUGAAUGCCUUGAUUGUUGUGUUCCGUGCGCAAAUGAAUCCGUCGCAGAUGAAUCCGCAGGAAGCAAUAUUCGCUGUCCCUAUCUUUGUGAUCUUCCAUCGAACUCCUUCGCAGUCCCAACCAUCAGCCAAUGAACGACCCUGGUCUUGACGCGCCAGCGCAGCAGGCGGCAGAGGAUGUCGAAGAGAAUGUUUACGAGGCCGACAAGGAGAAGGCGGAGGCUGAGGAGCAGGUCUUUCUAGAUCCAAGUCGAUGGUGGUUCGCAUCGACAGCAUGUCCUCUUAUCGCGGGAACUUUUGGACCUAUCGCAAAUGCGUUUUCCAUAUGCGCGCUGGUCGAAAAAUGGAGAGUUUACCUUCCCCCUGGGGUUGACGAGGGCCACGGGACAAAGGUCGAAGAUCCCAAAUGGCUGGUAGCCGUCAACUCAAUAUCUCUUGUCCUCGCUCUCGUCGCCAACAUGGCCUUACUUCUUAACAUGACCAGGCGAUUAUCCUUUGCAAUCGCGCAGCCUAUCACCAUUAUCGGAUGGUUUCUGGCCUCGUUCAUGUUGAUCGCUCUCGUCGCAGUGGCUUCGGCAUCCGUCUUUCGCAUACAACCGGCCACAGAGCACGCGUUGAGCCAAGCGUUUUACUACGGGAUCAUUGCCGCUGGACUUUACUUCAUCAUUGCCUCGCUCAUGGUUCUUACUGUUUAUGGCGCCUAUCGCGGCCACUAUCCGAAAGAAUUUCGGCUCACGGCUAGUCAACGCACCUUGAUGCUACAGACUAUUAGCUUCGUGUUCUACUUGCUUGUCGGUGCACUCGUUUUCUCCAAGGUCGAAGGUUGGAACUUUCUCGAUGCUGUCUAUUGGGCUGAUUUUACGCUGUUGACUGUGGGAGUUGGAGGAGAAUUUGUUCCCAAAACCCAUACAGGUCGGACAUUACUCUUCUUCUAUGCAAUCGGAGGAGUGGUGUCGCUUGGUCUAGUCAUCGGCUCGAUUCGCUCUCUUGUGCUCGAAAGAGGUAAAGAAAAGAUGUCAGCUCGUUUUUUGGAGAUGAAAAGGCGGAGGGUACUUGCUUCAAUGGACGAGGAAAAAAGGACGAUCAAGCUAGGUCUUUGGGAGAAGAUCGAAUUCUCGGAAAAGGGCUUGAGCGAGGCUCAAAGACGAGAACAGGAAUUCAACGUAAUGCGACGCAUCCAAACGAAGAGCGAACGGAAAAGACGAUACACCGCGCUUGCCAUGUCCUCUACGGCCGCCCUUCUCCUAUGGUUCCUCGGGGCGUUGGUUUUCAUGCACUCUGAAAAGCCACAAGGUUGGAGCUACUUCGUCUCGAUGUACUUUUCGUACACAUCUCUACUGACCAUUGGAUACGGCGACUAUUCCCCUACGAGUAACUCCGGCAAAGCCUUCUUCGUAUUCUGGAGUCUACUCGCAGUUCCAACGCUCACCAUCUUGAUCAGCAACAUGGGCGACACUGUGAUCAAAGCCUUCCGAGACCUGACUAUCUGGGUGGGAUCGUUUACUGUUCUCCCGGGUGAGCACGGCGUCAGCGGAACACUGAAGUCCGGUAUUCAACAACUGAAGGUUGGAAAAAUCUUUCGCGAUGACGACUCAACUGAAAGGAAACUCACAGGACGGUCUGCAGCUGAGCAGACACUGCGGGAUCGCCUUGCAGAGCACAUCGAAGAGGACGAGCUUGCUGAAGCAGAAGAGGCUGGCGAACAUGGCAACAAGCUCGACCGCGACAUUCAUUUCUACCACUAUGUUCUUGCGAAAGAAUUGCGAAAAUUGAUGCGAGAUGCGGACGCCUCGCCACCAAAGCAGUACACAUACCAAGAGUGGAAUUACUACCUCCGGCUGAUCGGGCAAGAUGAGAAUGAUACAUCCGCACAUCGUAAGCCAAGGGUGCAACAUGAGCGGAAACCGCAUAGCCGCCCCGACCUCGGAAGCGCGGAUGAAGGCGAACGGAUCGCAUGGAGUUGGCUCGGUGUCAGGAGCCCCCUGAUGGGCAAUAAGUCGGAGGCUGAGUGGCUUCUGCAAAGAAUAUCUGCGACGCUUGAGCUCGAAAUGGAUAAAUUACGGAGCUCUAGAGCGAAGCGCGAGCCCCCGCCAAUAUCAAUGGCUGAUCUGAGGAAUAGGGAAGGUCGGUCCGGUUCCGAUGCUGAGCAGGAUGCAAAGAAAGGGCUGGGUGCGACUGAAGCCAGGAGAAGGUUGAUGCGUGAUAUGUGAAGCAGAUGCAAACGCUAGCCAUUGAAUUCGGCCAUUAGAUUCAAACUAACGGCUAGAAAGCCUUUCGAACCUCAAACGAUGUCGGUAAAU
Molecule: messenger RNA, 2329 nt
Organism: Paraphaeosphaeria sporulosa
Lineage: Eukaryota; Fungi; Ascomycota; Dothideomycetes; Pleosporales; Didymosphaeriaceae
Product: voltage-gated potassium channel
Exons: 3
Coding region: 161-2239 (692 amino acids)
Biological process (GO): stabilization of membrane potential; potassium ion transmembrane transport
Cellular component (GO): membrane
Molecular function (GO): potassium ion leak channel activity
Source: RefSeq, a predicted model, not a curated record